UUGUUGAUUUUAAUGUAAUUUAUUGCAAUCUAAUGCAGCCUGAUGUGCAUGGAGACAGGUGCAGAAGGUGGCCUAGAUACGCACUUAACUCAUUUCUAUUAUAAUGGCAAUACCAUUUAAAUGCAUGAGGACACCGUACAGGAAUGUACAGAGUGCGAGCCAGACAUGUAAUUUUUUCGAAGAAGUGCGCAUUUGAAUUUAAUCCAGGGCCUGCCGUGUUGUGGUUACUAAAUUGAGUCAAUGACGUGCUGUGCAUGCAUGUGCAAAUGCAGGGCAGUGCAGGAGACAAAUACGACGGGGCGACUUUCAACGUAUGGUGGAAUUUAUGGCGAGUAUCUGAAGUUUGGAGAUCGUUCGUAAAAUACUAAAGAACGCGUAGAGAAUUAUAAGCAAAAUGGAGACGGAAGGAUCCGAGCCACCACCGGCGUAUCCGGUCAGGCAGCAGCAACCAUUCCCACAACAACAGUAUGGUCAGGCCCAACCUGAUGCCCAGUACCACCAGGGACAACAAUACCCAGGACAACAAUACCCAGGACAACAAUACCCAGGACAACAACCAUACGGGCAACAGCAGUACGCCCCACAGCCAGCGCCAACUACCGUCAUCGUGGUGAACCAGCCUCCACCGGUACCGCAUGACUACAGCUUCCCCGGGAAGUGUUCAAGCAUUGAUCUCAUUAUUGGGGCGAUUGCAAACCUGCUCUGCUGGAUAAUAUUCGGCGCCAUUCAUCAUAUCUGGGAUGGUACAGAAUGGUUUGCGGCCUUCAUCUUCUACAUGAUCGCCGGGGUGCUUGGCGCCGUGGGGUCGUUCCGAAAGCAGAGCCACCCAGGGAUUGCAAUUGGAACCAUCGUGAUGUCAGUUUUCUCCUUGGUUGUAGCUUUUGUCCAGCUUAUCAGAGAAUUUGUAGUCGUUGCUACUAAAGACAUUGGCAUCUCAUGGCCUUUCAUAAUCAUGGGCGUGGUCGGCCUUGUGGCAUUCAUGGCAAGCAUCAUCCUGAUCGUCGUUGCCAGCCAAGCUGUGUGCGCUUGCUGUAAGCAAAGGCAGCAGUAAAGAGAGGAAUUUUACGAAAAUUCGCAAUUUUUCGGAAUAUGAGAGGAUCAUCUCGGACAAUAUCGAAAUUUUACGAGUGACAAAUAAUUUACGAACGUUUAGUUACAAGUUAUAAACUCAUUGUUUCAGUCAGUGGUGUUUACAGUGUUAUGUACUUGAAAGCGACGGACAUGCAUGCUUACGUCCAGCUCUUCGCAUGAAAACCGACGCUACAAUGUUAAUGUGUAACGACUCGGCAAUGUUGACGCCACGGUUUAAGAAUUGGCUUCAUCUAAGACAGCUUCAUAGAUUGGUACACUGACUUGUCGUCUAGAGUGCCUCAUUUCAGACGUACGUGUACCAACUUUAAUCAGCUUAACAAACAGUCAUGGUUGCAUCGUCAUAAUGUCCUCGUUUGCAAGAGGAAUUCAGAAUACAUAUACAAUAUGAAUUCGUCAAACGGACAGGAAUCUAACAGAAUACAUUGAGAUGUGUUGCAUCAACAUUACACCUUUCUAUCUAAGCACGAACUAGUGUAAACAGUGCACCACAUUUUCUCCCAUAUGCAUUGCGAAAGGCGCAAAACAUCAAAAUAUCACGUAGCAGCUGUGUUGAGAACAAUACCGUGCUCCUGACCUAAAUACGUUUUUUUAACCGUGACCAAAAAAUACGACAGUUGCAUAUAAAUUAUUUGAAUUAAUGCAACCGGCUGUCGCAUCUAGACUACUUCACAUUGCAUUACUGAGUGUCAAGAAAAAACAUGUUCAACAUUUGAUUCUUUAAUCACCUAUACUUUAUUAAAUUGAAUUAAAAUGUAUCAGAUGUUCACAUCAUGUCAUGUGAAAGACAGUAUCGAUAUUUCAUGCCUCGCUUAUAUUGCACAGAAAACUUCUUUUUUUAAAAAUCAAUUUCAUUUAAAAAAACAAAAAAACAAAAACAAAUGAGAAUGCAGAACUAAACGUCCAGGGUGUUUUUAUUGACACACAGUCUUCGGCCUGAUUGAUUUGCGCUGUUAUGCAUUGAUAAGCUGGACUGUGCAUGAAAGGCAGCCAUGGAAACUUCAUCCGGGCACUCAAUCUGAAUGGGACAUUUUCAUUGAGGAGGCAGUCACCACAGGUGAGUGUAUUCGCUAUUUUGAGGCAGCAUUUCCUGGAAAUACCAUCCCUGUCCCCUAAGAUCAUCUCGUACUGUCCCCUAAGAUCAUCUCGUUAACCCAGACUUACAGAAAGUUCUAAAAUUUUGAAUCAAAAUUACAAUUAAUCCUACUUCUGGAAAUCCUACCUCAAAGUAAGGAAUACACUCGUAAAAUGUGGGGCUGAUUCUUCGACGUGAAAUCGUAUACAUUUUUACACAUCGUAUCAUGAAGGAUUGUCAAUCAAGCGACGAAACGAUCACAGCGGAACCUAGUUCGGAUUUAUAAUACUUUUCUCUCGGAAUACAUCAUCAUAAAGUACUUUUGAAGGCCAAGAUCCUGGUUGGGAUUAAAGUACUAUAAAGGGAAAAUGGACAACAAAGGAGCCGACCUCUCGCCGGCAUAUCCGGAGACGCAGCAGCAGCCACAAGGCCAAUAUCCACAAUGGCAGGGCCAGUACCCUCAGCAGCAAGGGCAGUACCCACAACAGCAAGGCCAGUACCCUCAGCACCAAGCCCAGUACCCACAGCAGCAAGCCCAGUACCCACAACAGCAAGGCCAGUACCCACAACAGCAAGGCCAAUACGGAGGGCGCCAACAGGUAUAUGUCAUGCAACCAGUGGUACCAGUCAUCGUGAGCCAACGGCCAGUGGUUCAGGAGUUCAUCUUCCCGAAAGGGAAAGUCCCAAGUAUAAUCCUCCUGGUUUGUGCGAUCGCUAAUUUCCUGUGCUACAUCGUCGUCGGCGCCUUAUCCGGCGUUUGGGAUGGAACCGCCUGGUUGCCAGGUUUCUUUUUCUAUGGAAUCGCCGGAAUACUUGGAAGCAUUGGAUCCUUUGCGACACAGCGCCACCAAGGGAUUGCAAUUGGAACUAUUGUGAUGGCCACGUUUUCAAUGAUCGUGAGUUUUUCGGAGAUCAUCCUUGAAGUCUCUGCUGUUGCUGUGUAUUCGAUUCAAUACGCGUGGCCAAACCUGAUCAUGCUGUUGUUUGGACUAGCAGCGUUCAGCUGCAGUAUUGCCUUGGUGGUUAUCGCCAGCCAGGUCGCGUGCGACUGUUGCAGGCCUCGUCGGCAGUAGUGGGAAAACACCGAAAUCAAACAAGUUCGAAAUUGGCCGAAAAAAGUGCGGAUUGUUUCUGGAAAUUGAAACCUCAGCCGUAUUUAGGUGACAGUUCAUCACCGGUCCAACAGAAUCACAAUGUUGAGUGUUUUUCUCAGCCAAGUCACGUGUGAGUACGAGAAGCCACGGGAACUACAGCAGGACACCAGAUAGAUCAGAAAACAUCGGAUAUUCGCUUAGAAGUUCGGAUUUGUUCGGAAUACUAAGAUUCGUUGAAUUUAUCGCAAGGCCGAUUUGGAAUAUUAAUCUAACUGUUCUUUCUAACCAAGAAAAGAGCUUAGGCAGCUACAACAGGACAUUCAAUUCAACUGAUCGGAAAAGAUCGGAAAAUAUUGGAAAACUUUAUUUUGAGAGUAUACUACAAAACUUCAUAUAUGGGAACUACUCGAAAUUGAGUUUUCGCAUCAAGAUUUGAAUUAAAUAUCACUUAAUACACUUCCCUUUAUCAUCAUCAUUUAGAGCAUUCGCUUUGCAUUAUCAUAAAAAACAGACGAAAAUAUGCUACAUUUUUGAAUAAAUGUUUCGUCUCGUAAUA
Messenger RNA from Lineus longissimus, 3814 nucleotides. RefSeq lists its product as uncharacterized. Lineage: Eukaryota; Metazoa; Nemertea; Pilidiophora; Heteronemertea; Lineidae. The transcript is spliced from 7 exons. The coding region runs from base 395 to 1051 and encodes 218 amino acids. The record is from RefSeq and is a predicted model, not a curated record.